ACAAACAAAUCGCUUACGCGGUUCCACCAUCAAUGCCCACACAACCGUGUAACCAGAAGGAAGGUGCCGUCAACCGUCUAACUCUACACGACUAACGCAACAACAACAACAGCAGCAAUAACUAUAAGAAACGGCAGGGUUGACUCGCUUUUUAUGUUGGCUUUUUAUUCGCAUGUGCUACAGUUACAACCACGUCCGUGCGCUCGGUGGCAGUGGUAGUAGUAGUGGCAGCAAGAGCUCAGACCGAUAUACAUUCCGGACAACCGCAAAAUUCAUUUCGUGUCGUUCGCUCGAGUGCCGCACACGAAACGUCUAAAGAAGCCCGUAUCGGCGGUAUUUGUUUUUAAAACGCGGUCGGUCUGAAAGAAGUGACAAGCCGACAUCCAAUGCAAUUACAUAUUCGUUAAAAGUGCAAGGUCAGAAGCGGACAGUGAGCGAGUUAAACAAACGCACGCGAGUUAAUGAAUGUUCGCCACGGAAUAGAUCCGCAAUAUAACGGGACAGUGACUGAAAGUGCCCCUUUGAUUCCGGGAAUAGGGGAUCGUUUCAUACGGAUUUCCAUUUCGAGAAUAAAGGAACGCUCCCUGCCGAACUGCGGGAUAAUCAGUUAAACAAUUGGUUAUAAAUGGUAUGUCAACACUGAUAUUUCAUCUGUAGCAUAAUCGAGAGGACUUGAAAGAGAACUGCUCCGUAUUUGUCCGACACAACUCCCCGAACAGUCUCCGUCGCGACAGAAGUGGACGACACAAUGCCAACAACCGUUAAUCACACAGCCCACCAACAGAGCAGUGCGGCCAACAGUCACAACGGCGAUCAUAUCAAACGACCCAUGAACGCCUUCAUGGUUUGGUCAAGGGGACAGCGGCGCAAGAUGGCUCAGGACAAUCCAAAGAUGCACAACUCCGAAAUAUCAAAGCGAUUGGGAGCUGAGUGGAAACUGUUAUCAGAAUCAGAAAAACGUCCAUUUAUAGACGAGGCGAAGCGCUUGAGAGCCUUGCACAUGAAGGAACACCCCGACUACAAGUAUCGACCUAGGCGGAAGCCCAAGACACUAAAUAAGUCACCCGUACCAGGUGGACACAACAACAACAACAGCAUAAAUGCGAGUAACAGCAAUGGACAAAGCCACGGCGAAUCACAUGUCGGUGGAGCAAACGGCCUGUUACACAACCACCAGCGAACUAGCCAUCAGGGUGGAUUGCCAACACCUUCAACCAUCGUUGCGCAGAAGUAUUCCUUCGGAUCACCUUUAGAACUAACUUUAAAUAUGCCCCCACGACUUUCAAACGCCUUUCCCGCCGCUCUCUCACACUACCCCCUGGACCCAACAAUUGCCCUCGACUUGCAGGCCCGUCUUCAGGCGAUGUACGCUGGCAGUUUGUACCACCCAUGGCGCUAUUUCGGAUGCACGCCCCUCAUCAGCCCAGAAACGCCACCCUCUCCGCCCAGCAGCAACAGCACCGGGGUAUCCUCGUUCGGCUGCAUCAAGUCCGCGAAAUCGUCACCCACAUUAGCAAUGGCCACGACGCAAGCGUCUGGUAAUAUCAUUUGACCAACUCCAUUGCGUUUUGGUGCUGCCGAACCUGCCGUCUAAGCCAAAAGCAUUAAUCAUUUCUACUCGCUUGUCCAAUGCACAUCUGUGGCAAGCCCGGGAAAUGUGUUUCCGAACGCUGAAAACUUUUUUCAGACCCAGUCCCUCUUCUAAUUUUCGGUAUAUUUUGAAAAAUGCAUGCUGCACGAAUCUUUUCUAUCGCAAUUUCAUGUCGGAUGACUUCAACUGUCACCUGUCAACUAUGAAUUGUCUGUUCAUUAAAAUAGUUCCCAUUAACGCUGAACCAGUUGACACUUGGACAUGGACAGAGUCGUUCGAUUCCAGCGAUACUGAGCAACGCCAUCCCUCCAUAUUUACUAACGACUGGCUCUGAAGAAUCAUUUCAGAUAUAUGUGUGUAUUUUUGCGACAACAUUUAAUCCUUGAAUGCCGUCGAACGUAAUGCGUGCGCCGACUAUCGUGGAAGUAAUGCUCCCGCGGAAGAACGGCUAUCAUUCUCUAACUAGAAUAGUAAAAACUUCCGUUGGAUAUAACAGCCAUAUGGACGACGUUUUGAACUAACGCUGUGCAAGCAAGCGUCGUUCGGCAAAUAUGAGUAACAAAUGUCGAGUGAAAAACUUCUUUGGGCACCAGUCAUUUCCCAUGGAAAGGCAGUGGUCGGUUAGUAUUAAGUGCACAUUGUGUAUGCAUGCAUCCAUACAUACACACACUAUCUGGUAUCGGAGAACACAUCGUCUAAUGUAUAUCCUAGGCGUGUAAAUUACGUAACGAUGCAUAUUUACAUUUGUAUAUAUUUUUGUGAUAAUGCCAGUAAAUAAAUUUUAAUCACCUUUUUGGUUUUCAAUGUUAAGAA
Messenger RNA from Musca domestica (house fly), 2404 nucleotides. Its product is annotated as transcription factor SOX-2. Gene Ontology annotation, molecular function: RNA polymerase II cis-regulatory region sequence-specific DNA binding; DNA-binding transcription factor activity, RNA polymerase II-specific. Bases 749 to 1552 code for a protein of 267 amino acids. Gene Ontology annotation, biological process: anatomical structure morphogenesis; cell differentiation; positive regulation of transcription by RNA polymerase II. The transcript is spliced from 3 exons. NCBI's taxonomy places the organism in Eukaryota, Metazoa, Arthropoda, Insecta, Diptera, Muscidae. The record is from RefSeq and is a predicted model, not a curated record.